CCUCCAUUAUUUUAGUGCAUGAGUCGUCAAGAUUUUAAUCACUAAGCCUCUUCACUCCAUGGCUUAUUUUGCUUCUAGCUAUUUUCAUGGCACGUCUUCCUUAGGUGCUUGCUGGGAUCUUCAAAACCUUGGAAUUCUCCAUGCAGACACCAUGUCUUUAGUGAUGGAUGGAGCUUCACCGUUUUUCUCAUAUCUUGAGUCUGAUUUCUCUACUGGGUAUUUAGAAGAUGCUUUGGUUGAAUUUAAUGCAAGUUCUAAACGACGACGCUUGCCGUCCUACACUGACGAUCGAACCAAAUUAUCAGAGGAUCAUCAUCAUAGCUACUGGAAUGAGAACUGCGAGUGGGAUUCUGAGAAUUUUAGUUGCACGAGCCACACUACCAGUACUAUUCAUGGAGUUUCAGAUGAACCCAUAAGCAAGUCCAUGAGCAAUAUGAGCGAGGAGGAGGCAACUGUUAUUACAGAGAUGAAAACACCAGAAAAGAAAAUAUCAGAGGCCCCUGAAACUCUUGAUUCUUCAUCUUCUUACUACACAGGCUCGGCUAAAACCAAGUCCAUUUUUGACAAGGAUGACCUGCAUCAUCCUGGUGAGGGUAACAGAAAAAAGAGGGUGAUAACACGGGUGGUGUAUCCAUUUGCACUGGUGAAGCCUGGAGGAGUUGAAGGUGACUUUACCAUAAGCGAUAUCAAUGAGAGAAUCUCAAUGCCACCAACAAGGCCUGUAAGGCAUCCGGUCGGUGACUUUGCUUGUAGGCCAUGUGUGUCGGCUGAAGGAACAGGCCUUUCAGGGAAAGCUGUAGUGGCCCUUACAAGAAUCCACACACAAGGAAGAGGCACAAUCACCAUUAUCAGAACCAAAGGUUAAAAAGCCAGCCAUAUACUUAUAUAUUGUACUCAUUUUUACCCUGCAUAGUUCUUUCUCUAUGAUCUGGUUAAAUUGUAUAGAGGGAAAAGAAGAUUCCAUGUUUGCAAAAUGGUUAGUUCCCAAGAGGUAUAAUCACUGUUUAUUGAAUCUAUACUCAUUUUUUA
Messenger RNA from Manihot esculenta (cassava), 1029 nucleotides. RefSeq lists its product as uncharacterized. Lineage: Eukaryota; Viridiplantae; Streptophyta; Magnoliopsida; Malpighiales; Euphorbiaceae. Bases 59 to 865 code for a protein of 268 amino acids. The record is from RefSeq and is a predicted model, not a curated record. Gene Ontology annotation, biological process: male meiotic nuclear division; female meiotic nuclear division. The transcript has 5 exons.